UUCUGAGUUGACGAGGCGCCCUGAAUGCAGCACGGGGGCGGAGUUACACAACUGAAGUUUAGCUUAGCAGGAAACCCGGAGGCUCCGCCGCCGCACAGCUUACCGAUUACUUUUAGUUUGUAACCGGUUACCAGGACUUGAGGCCGUUCGUUUGAAAAGUCGCCGUUACUUAGAUUUUUGGAGCUUGCGGGUUGUGGCUGUUCCGGUUUCCCUGGACUUUGGCGGUGGACCGAGCUGUGCGGAUCAGGUGUGCGGGAGCGUGCGCUUUGUGGGCCUGAAGGCUCCACUCUGGUGCUGAGACGCAAUGAAGAGGUUCAAGAGACAUGGCCAUGAUUCCCACAGAGACAGACUCCGACAUGACCUCUUCCAGUUCAACAAGACGGUAGAGCACGGGUUCCCCCACCAGCCCAGCGCUCUGGGAUAUAGUCCGUCUCUGCACCUGCUUGCCAUAGGUACUCGCUCCGGGGCCAUCAAACUGUAUGGAGCUCCAGGUGUGGAGUUCAUGGGUCUACAUGAAGAGAAUGCUGCUGUUACACAGGUGCACUUCCUGCCCCACCAGGUUGAACUGGUGACUUUGCUGGAUGACAACAGCCUCCACAUGUGGACUUUAAAAGCCCACAAGGGACUUUCUGAACUGCUGGAAAUAGGCCGCUUCACUCUGACUGGACCACCCGGCGCCCCCCCGAGUGUGACCAGAGUAACGGCAGUGCUCGCCCACUCGUCAGGAGAGCUGUUGCUGUUGGGGACAGAAGGAGGACAUGUCUUUGUGGUGGAAGUACCCGGGUUCACAGAACUGGAAGAGAGGAACAUCAGUCUUGAUCAGGUCACCAGCAGUGUGCUGGACGACUACAUUGGCCGCCGGAAUCUGGAACAUGUGGAGGCCUUACAGGAGAACCCAGUCAAUCCAAACCAGGUUGUGAUUGGCUAUGGACGAGGUCUCAUGGUCAUCUGGGAUCUGGAGAAGCAGUCUGCAGUGGAACACAUCCCUGCUACGCAGCCACUGGAGAGCGUGUGGUGGUUGGAGGACGGAGGCUGUAUUCUCAGCUCACACAGUGACGGCAGCUACUGUCGAUGGACAGUGGGAGGCAACAAUGUAAAUGACGAGGACGAGAAGUCUGACAUUCCUUACGGACAUUUUCCAUGCAAAGCCAUUUCUAAAAUCAUUCAGCUGCCAACAGCAGACGGGCCUCCAUUCCUCUUGUUCAGCGGCGGGAUGCCUCGGGCCAGUUACGGCGACCGCCACUGCAUCACUGUCAUCCACAAUAAAACACACGUGGCUCUGGAUUUCACCUCCAGAAUUAUUGACUUCUUUGUCAUCAAAGACGGACCGCGACACACAGGAGAUCCCAGUGCACUGGUGGUGCUGGUGGAGGAGGAGCUGGUUGUGAUCGACCUGCAGACAGACGGCUGGCCGCCCAUCCAGACGCCUUACCUGGUUCCGCUCCAUAGCUCAGCCAUCACCUGCUCCCACCACGUUUCGGCCAUCCCCCUCAAACUUUGGGAGAGGGUUGCCUCUGCAGGAGAGCUGCAGAAUAUGCACUACUCAAAAAAGCCGUGGCCAAUUACAGGAGGUCAGAACCUGGCCCCAGACCCUCCACAGAGAGAUCUGCUUCUCACUGGUCACGAGGAUGGCAUGGUGCGUUUCUGGGACGCAUCAGGAGUGUGUUUGUAUCCACUGUACAAGUUGAGCACAUCCAGAGUUUUCCACACGGACGCCGACCCGAACGACAACAUGAACCAUGGUAUAGAGGGGGAGUGGCCUCCUUUCAGAAAGGUUGGAUGUUUUGACCCGUACAGCGACGACCCGAGACUCGGCAUUCAGAAGAUCCACCUUUGUAAAUACAGUGGUUAUCUGACUGUGGCAGGCACCGCUGGGCAGAUCUUGGUUCUGGAGCUGAAUGAUGAAGCUGCAGAACAGACUGUUGAGGCCAAAGUUGCUGACUUACUUCAGGGCCAGGAGGGAUUCCGCUGGAAGGGCCACAAUCGUCUGGAUGUGCGAGAGGAGCCGGUGUUGUUUCCUGCAGGAUUCCAGCCCUUUGCUGUGGUUCAGUGUCAGCCUCCAGCUGUGGUGACCGCCCUCAGCUUGCACUCUGAGUGGAAGCUGGUCGCGUUCGGCACCAGCCAUGGCUUUGGGUUGUACGACUGCCAACAGAAAAACACCGUCCUCGUCAAGUGCACGCUGAACCCCAGUGACCAGUUGGCCAUGGAGGGUCCUCUGUCUAGGGUGAAGAGCAUUAAGAAAUCCCUUCGUCAGUCCUUCAGAAGAAUUCGACGAAGCAGAGUCUCUCUAAGGAAACAUCAUGUCAACAAUGCUGCCAAGCUCCAAGAGGCAAACGCCCGCCUGGAGGCUGAACUUGCAGAAAUGGAGCUGGCCCCUGUCCAGAGGAAGAUUGAGGCUCGUUCCUCAGACGACUCAUUCACUGGCCUCGUGCGGACACUCUACUUCGCUGACACCUUCCUGUUGGACAGUUCACAUAACACUCCCUCCCUGUGGGCGGGGACUAAUGGUGGCGGCGUGUUUGCGUACAUGCUCCGGCUUCCUGCUGUGGAGCACAGAGCAGACGAACCCGUCACCGCACAUCCAGCCAAGGAGAUCCAGCUGAUGCACCGAGCACCGGUUGUGGGUGUCGUGGUGUUAGAUGGCCAUGGAGUUCCUCUCCCUGAUCCUUUGGAGGUGGCACAUGACCUCGCUCGAUCCCCCGAAAUGCACGGCUCACACCACCUCCUCGUCGUAUCGGAGGAACAGUUUAAGGUUUUCACGCUGCCGAAGGUGAGCGCCAAGACAAAGCUAAAGCUGACUGCCAUAGAUGGCUCCAGAGUUCGGCGGGUGGGCGUGUCCUGGUUCGGCAGUAGUCGGACGGAAGACUAUGGCGAGAGCGAUCUGGUGGUUCUGACCAAUCAGGGUGAUGUCCAUGUGGUGUCGCUGCCAACAGUGAAGAUGCAGGUUCACUACCCGUGUAUCCGCCGGGAGGACAUCAGCGGCAUUGCUUCCUGUGUCUUCACCAAGCACGGACAGGGUUUCUACCUGAUGUCACCAUCUGAGUUUGAACGCUUCUCUCUGUCAACACGUUACCUGGUGGAGCCUCGCUGUCUGGUGGACGCUCCAAUUCGCCCCGCUAACCAGCACAGAACGUCGGGUGACAGCGCUUCAUCCCCUCACAGAACCACCAGAAAAGUCAGUGAGGAUGCAGAAAGUGCAGCUAGACGUGUUAUGGAGCAUGCUUUGCUGAAUGACGAGCAAGUACUCCAGGAGAUCCAGAAGUCACUAGAAGGAGACCAGACAUUGUUCCUGGAGAAUAAUGUCAGCAAUGCUGUAGCUUGAGGAAUGUUCCUGGAUUUUGGAGACUUGAUAUGUCCUGGUGAACGUCUCCUGCCUCACUGAUUGAACAACCACUACUGACCUUGGCUCUCAGCUCACCUCUGCUUCUGAUACAGCCACCGAAGGGCUCCAUGAGCAACGACGACACGAGGGAUAAAAAAAAAAAAAACCUAGCUGUGCCUACAGACCAGAACUGUACGCCAAAACAUGGUCACAAACAUUUGAUCCAAGCCAGAUGAAGCACAUUCCAUCAGACAAAAACUGUGCACGCCUGAAUUAAACUGAGUGUGCCACGGAGGCCACUUGUUCAAGCCUUUUCUCCCAUAAUCCCUUUCUGCUCUUAAAGCCUUUUCAUAAGGACUUUGGAAAUUGUUUGUCCCACUUCCAGGUCCUCUGCUGUGCAAUCUGGGUGGCCUGAAUGGGCUGAUUUAUUUCUCUUUUUAUCCCCAACCCCCAAGUUUUGUAUUUUAAAUCCUGUGAUAUGUGCCUGUUUUUAUUUUUAAUGAGACAAACUUCAGAUGAUGUAUUUUGAGGGAAAAUGUGAGAAAAAAAUUCACAUUCGAUGUUUUUUUUUUUUAAACUACUGCUGUUUAAUUUUUUUUUUUUUUUCUUACCGAAUUACUAAUUACGAUAGAGUAUUACAGCCAGUGAUUAUGUUGAUUUGCGAACCUUUCUAAGAUUUUAAGAAACAUAAUUUACAAAAUUACCUACAGUAUAAUUUUACUGGCCCAAAUUUGAGUAAAAUAAGAAUAAAGUUGUAUUUUGAUCAGUCAUGUCAACCUUUUCAAAAAGAUUUUCUCAAAUAUGAGUUUCGGGUACUCAGUGUGGCAUAUUUGUGAAUUCUGAAUGUAUUCCUCUAAUAUUCUGCUUUUACUCCAGAGAUGAGGAUUAUUUUAUUAUUAAUUUGUGGAACAGUACCUUUUUUCCUUCUGUUUUUCACUCUGGCUCUAAUACUCUGUUGUGACUUUUACUUUGACAAACACCGCUGCAUUUUACUUUAUUCUCCCGUCCACUUUUCUCUGACCGUAGUUCAUAAUCCGCCGUCGGUACUUCAGUCCUUGACUUAUUUUGGGGGCGGAGCUUUCUGCUGGCUUUGGUUUUUAAUCAUUUUUUUAUGCCUACAUUUUGUUGUUUUUUAAUGCUGUCAUUGAUUAAUAUUGGUGAUUGAUUCAUUAAGAUUUAGCAGAUCAUUUGUGGCAUCAGAAUUGAACUCCCAACCCCAAAGGUCGAGGUUUGGUUCCAGUUCCGUGGACUCGAGGCUGCGUGUCCGCUCAGCUGUAAAUGGGUACCGGCCUGUGACAGACGAGCGUAGACUUUCAUCUUGUUGCUAAGCAGUGAGUUGGACAGAAUUAGUUUUGUUUAUGAAUAUGAUUUAGGAAUGUAAUUGUAAGCUAUUGUAGUGAAAUGUUCUUAAUAUAUUCAGUCUGACUCUGUACCUGUGGGCGUGUUGGAACUGGGGUUGGCUGCUAAUUUAGUCCCAUCAUAUAAGGAAAUAUUUUGGUACUGUCUCUAAGAAUGCUGGGUAUUUUAGAACUUGUGGCCUAGAAUAUAUUUUUGUAGUGAAUCAAGAACGCUAAUUUUUUUUUUUUUGUAACAAGACACUACAGAUUUUAUGUGAAUACUUUUGAUUACAAAUUUUGUUCUCAA
Messenger RNA from Thalassophryne amazonica, 4966 nucleotides. It is a transcript of the gene llgl2, whose product is annotated as LLGL scribble cell polarity complex component 2. Bases 305 to 3322 code for a protein of 1005 amino acids. The record is from RefSeq and is a predicted model, not a curated record. Gene Ontology annotation, molecular function: myosin II binding; GTPase activator activity. Gene Ontology annotation, cellular component: plasma membrane; cytoplasm; cortical actin cytoskeleton. Gene Ontology annotation, biological process: establishment of spindle orientation; cortical actin cytoskeleton organization; regulation of establishment or maintenance of cell polarity. The transcript is spliced from 27 exons. Lineage: Eukaryota; Metazoa; Chordata; Actinopteri; Batrachoidiformes; Batrachoididae.